Molecule: messenger RNA, 1687 nt
Organism: Choloepus didactylus (southern two-toed sloth)
Lineage: Eukaryota; Metazoa; Chordata; Mammalia; Pilosa; Megalonychidae
Gene: HDHD3
Product: haloacid dehalogenase like hydrolase domain containing 3
Exons: 3
Coding region: 524-1279 (251 amino acids)
Source: RefSeq, a predicted model, not a curated record
GGUGACAGGGAGGGGAACGCUGGGCACGGAGGGCGCGGGGCGGGCUCUUUGGCUCCGUCGGCCGCACCGUCCCGGUGUCCCUGCGCCUGCGCCUGCGCCUGCGCAUGUCUGCCCCGGCCGGCGGGGAGGUGGGGGUUUCUCCUCCACUCGCUUCCCUGCGAGGCCGGCUCCGCGCUGUCGAAGCGCGCCAGCGUUGCGAAGGAGACCCAGGAGCUCGGCCCCAGCCGCAGCCAAGAUUCACCAGCCACGCCCCUCCCUCAACUCGGCAACCCCAAAGGACUCUGAACCCUGGUCCCUCUGGUUGUUGGAAUCAGCUUUGUCUCCGGGAAGAAGCUGCUUCCAGUCUCCGGAAAAAUCCUUUGUUGUGAAGACGUUCCCCAAGCACCCCACAUCAGCCAACACAAGGCCUGGGAAGGAGACUGUUCGGUUGUGGCAGAGUGGCCCUGCCCAGUUUGGUUUCCCUCAGCCCUUGCCUGCAUCCUCAGGUGGAACUGGGGUGGACUCAGCUUGCUCCUGGGUACCCAUGGCUUCCCAGCUGCGGAUACGGCUGCUGACAUGGGACGUGACAGACACGCUGCUCAGGCUCUGCCGCCCUGUCGGGGAGGAGUAUGCCACCAAGGCCCGGGCCCAUGGGCUAGAAGUAGAGGCCGCAACCCUGGGGCAAGCCUUUGGGCAGGCCUACAGGGCUCAGAGCCACAGCUUCCCCAACUAUGGCCUGAGCCGUGGCCUCACCUCCCGCCAGUGGUGGCAGAAUGUGGUUCUACAGACCUUCCACCUGGCGGGUGUUCGGGACGCCCAGGCAGUGGCCCCAAUCGCUGACCAGCUGUACAAGGACUUCAGCAGCCCCUGCACCUGGCAGGUAUUGGAGGGAACUGAGGCUACCCUCAGAGAAUGCCGCAAACGAGGUCUGAGGCUGGCAGUGGUCUCCAACUUUGACCGGCGGCUAGAGGGCAUCCUGGUGGGUCUUGGCCUGCGGGAACAUUUUGACUUUGUGCUGACCUCUGAGGCUGCUGGCUGGCCCAAGCCAGACCCCCGGAUUUUCCUUGAGGCCCUGCGGCUUGCUCACCUGGAGCCUGACAUGGUGGCCCAUGUUGGAGACAGUUACCGCUGUGAUUACCAGGGGGCACGGGCUGUAGGCAUGCAUGGCUUCCUGGUGACUGGCCCAGGGCCUCAGGACCCUGAGGUCAAGGUUUCUGUGCCCAAAGAUCACAUCCUCCCCUCACUGUCCCAUCUCCUGCCUGCCCUUGACCACCUGGAGGGCUCUCCCUCGGAGCUUUGAGUCUGGUAUGGGAAGUGAUUGGGUCCUAAGGCCCUGGAGAAUCUCCUAGACAAAUAUUGGAGACAGGGAGCCCCUCCCUUCCCCACAGAUCUGGCCUUUGCCCCUCUCCCUGCAGCCUCUACAACCACUCUGACUAUGAAGCAGUGAGUGCUGGGCUUUCAGCACAGCCCCCCUAACCACCUCCUGGUCUCUGCAUCCUAUCAUUCCUCCCCAUUCCACCCAUGUCCCUUUUCCACCAUGAGUCCCCCCUCACCUCCAGCAGGAUUCACUGAGGGCCCAAGGAGCUUCAAAACCAGGUGCUUUGAAACUUUGUUUUACCAGCAAGGCCCUUUUGUCAUGGGAGGCCUUACAUGGAACCACAAUAUGCAAAAAAAAAAAAAAAAAAAGAGAGAGAGAGAGAGAAAGAAA